Musa acuminata AAA Group (dessert banana) is the source of this 1951-nucleotide messenger RNA. RefSeq names its product NAC domain-containing protein 54-like. The transcript has 6 exons. Gene Ontology annotation, biological process: regulation of DNA-templated transcription. Lineage: Eukaryota; Viridiplantae; Streptophyta; Magnoliopsida; Zingiberales; Musaceae. The coding region runs from base 87 to 1265 and encodes 392 amino acids. Gene Ontology annotation, molecular function: DNA binding. The record is from RefSeq and is a predicted model, not a curated record.
AGCCUUGAUCGAUAGUUUUGGGGCAGCAAGGCUCGUGUGGAGCUUCCUGUUGCUGCUUUGAGGAAGAUUUGGAAGGCUUGUAGGGAAUGGCGUCAAUGAGCUUGCCUCCUGGUUUCCGUUUCCAUCCCACGGACGAGGAGCUCGUCGCCUACUACCUCAAAAGAAAGAUCAACGGACGCGAGAUUGAGUUGGAGAUCAUUCCUGAGGUCGACCUGUACAAGUGCGAGCCAUGGGAUCUACCAGAGAAGUCGUUUCUGCCGAGCAAAGACCUGGAGUGGUACUUCUUCAGCCCGCGAGAUCGCAAGUACCCCAAUGGUUCGAGGACGAACCGGGCAACUCGGGCUGGCUACUGGAAGGCCACCGGGAAGGACCGAAGGGUGAGCUCGCAACGGCGGGCGGUGGGGAUGAAGAAAACCCUGGUUUACUACCGAGGACGAGCACCGCAUGGCUCUCGAACCGAUUGGGUCAUGCACGAAUACCGCCUCGACGAGAAUGAAUGCGAGAACGCCUCCGCAGGUCUGCAGGACGCGUACGCUCUGUGCCGCGUGUUUAAGAAGACUGCACCAGGCAUUAAGCAUUCCGGUCUGCCAGCCGAUCGAUCACCGAUUGUGGAUGUCUCUUCCGAGGGGAGAGGCGACGACCUCGAGAGCUGCGGCGUUCCUUUUCCGAACGACGUGUGCUCGUCGGAGAUGGUGCAUGGCCAAGGGGCAUUUCUUGCUGCAAGCACUCCGGUGGAUGGCAGGUGGAUGCAGUAUCUAACCGAAGAAGAAGAAGCAUACAGUCCAGGAAGUUUCUCUUACAUGCCAUCAAAGGUAGAUGUGGCAUUGCAGUGUGCGAGGCUUCAACACAGACUCUCCUUGCCUCCACUGGAGGUGGAGGACUUCUCUCAGAUCAACCUCACCGAGUCGAAGAUCCUGCAUUCUGGCAACUAUGGGGAUACCGGGAACCAAGUGGACAUCAUCCAGGAGAUCUUGUCGGUCGCCUCGGCCUCCCAAGAACUGAUCAACAACUCCGGCUGCCAUGACAUGUGGGUUGGAGCUAAUCCUCAUGGUGAAGAAGAAUUUGCUUCUUUCUUCGAACUCGAUAAAGGAAGCGACGGCAUUCAAUUCCCCCAAACAUCAUUUAUGAGUUCCUUAAGAUCCAUAGCUAAGUCGAGCAAUGUUGGGGAGCUGCCUACAAAGCUUUUCGAGAUAAGCGAUCUCGAAGAAGAGUUCAAGGAGGAGGAGAAGAGAGUGGAGAAUCUGAGAGAUAGCUUUGGAAGCUGAGAGAGUGCAGCACUGGAAAGCAUUCCAACCUAUCAAUUCGGAGAGGCUGUAGACUAUAAAGAUUGCCCGGAGAAGCUGAUGGGUGCUGAUGUUGCCGCUGGUGACGAGAUCGAAGAAAGUUGAGUUCCAACAUGGACUAUCUGUGUCGCCGCAUUGUGGCAUGAUCGGAACAUUCUUCCACCAUAUCGAACUCUCCAAGGUCAACUUCCAUCUGAAUCCAGUUGCAAGGCAAGACAUGGAUGCAGAGACGUUCGAAUUCGGGGCAAAAAGUUAGAGGCACAACUUCAAUUUUUUAGCAGGUUCAAGGCAUUCAUACGGGACAAUUAAUCUCAUAGGAAACAAUGCAGAAGCUCCCUCUCCUAGGCAAUGGAAGAGUGACUGAGAAGAAGAAAAAGAGAGGGAAUAACAUUUGGUUUCUAUAUAUGAGGAGGGCCAUUUCCAGAAUGGUUUUACAUGGGAUUUUGAGCUUCCUCGCUUUGCUUUGUCUUCAGCACUGGUAGGAUCAUAACCCUAGAACUUGGAUGUCCACCAUUUGCUUGUAACAUACAGAAGGAUACCGAUUGAUAUUAUACUGAAAUGUGAUCGAUACUAAUGCAAUUGUAACAGUACUCCCAUUACAAGCUCAGAAAUGAGUGUACAAAUUGUUUGCAGUUUUAUCUUUAUAAAUAAAAAGAUUAUUUCGGUAU